GCUAUAAGCACCUCCGACCACACAUCCCCUUUCCUCACUCUCCGCAUACAGUGUCUGCGCGAGACGAGCGGCCGACGCACGCGCCGUCGCCUCGCCUCCUUCCAGAUCCGCGGCGAGCCGGGAACGAGGAAAACGGAAGGAUGGGAUCAAAAUUUAAUGCAUUGUGGAAAAAUGAGUUACUUGCCCUGGGCCAAGAUGAUAAAGAUAAAGCAAUCACAGUAAGAAAUGAUUAUCCGAAGCCCCCUAUCCCUUGUUUUGAAGUUACUGAGGGUUUUGAUUUGGAAAAGGUUGAGGAGCUUAUGCUAGAAAGGGAGAUUAAGAUCGCCAAGUCCAUGGCAAAUGACAUAAUCAUCCCAGACCCUGCUCCCAAGUUUGUGGGUGAUGCCUUCUUGGACAUAUAUGCCAAAUUGGAGCACAUCCUUGUAAAGGAUAGUGUCCGGUGCUUCCUCCGAUUUUUCGAGAACUGUGAAGGCCAGGGCAUGUCAUCUUAUCUUACCAUCACCGCACAAACCUUAACCUUCAUUGUCGGUUUCAAUGCCCUGCGAUGUGCAAAAGUCGUAUUGGAGGGCAUGGCACCUGAGCUCUAUGGGAUGCACGCCAAUCCCAACUGCAUAAACAAAUAUGGAUACUUCGUGCUCCAUGAAGCUGCUGAAAGGUUCUCUGUUGACAUGAUCAAGCUGCUUUUAUGCCAUGGUGCAUCAGCCAAUGUGCGCACAGUUGGCAAUGAUGUCAUUGAGAAUCUACUCCCGCUCCAUGUCGCAGUUGAGAAUACUUGCCUGCAUAAGUAUCUGGAGGACAAUCUGGAGGACAAUCCUUCUCGCAGCCAGAAUCAUGAGGAUUAUGUCUACAAGCUUAUUCAUCUGCUGUGUCUACCUGAAAUGAAGAUCUUCUUGGACACAAUUAGACUGCUUGCAGAGAAAACAAAUAAUCUACUCGAAGAGCUCUGGAAUUAUAUUGAGGAUGGAAAAAUUAUCCAGUCUGCUGUUCUACUACUGGCUGCUCAAGAGCAGAUCCGUGGGGUUAGUUCUUCCAAGAUAAAUGGCAGUAGUAAGAAAAAUGGGUUUGAAAUCAUCGAGAAGUGUAUAACGAGGCAUUCAUAUGCCUUGAGAAACGAGAAAGGUUCACUUGGAAUGGCACAGGAGCUUCUGGAGGAAAGGAAGACGCUUAACGAUUGUGCAUGGCUGCUUGUUGAUGUAAUUUCCCAUGCCGGUGAAGAUCUUUCUGCAUACAUUCAAGCGCAUUCUGUGGUGUCCCAUGUGGAGGUCUUUCAACAUGUUUCAUCUAUUCUCAAGGAGUGUGGAUUUUGCCCUACUGGAGAUCUUAUGGACACUAUAAACCUCCAGCCUUAUGACUGCAGAAAGUCAAACGGAGAGUCAUGCAAAGGGCUUACAGAUGCAAACAUGGCAGUUAUGGAAUCAGCCAAGCUGAAUGCUGCAGAGAAGAAGGCUGUGAGAAAGAAAGUAGGCGGAGGAUGGGAUCCCACGUAUACAAAGAGAAGCUUUUUCCCAUAUUGGAGAUCAGUGUUACAAGCUGGGGUUCCUUUGAAGGUGUAUCCAGCCCAUGCAAGCUCAGAUCCUAGGUCUCGUGUUAACCAUGGACAACUCCAUGUCUCUCUGAGUAACUCAAUAGCCAAUGGAUCUACAACAACUCCAAAUCAUAAACUUGGUCGAACCUCGCCACUUACAAGCAAUAAUCAACCCAGAAGGUGCUUUGUCACUGCUGCUACUGGUGCAUCCAGGCUCUUGAAGGUGCUAAAGUAGAGUAGAAAGGAGGCUCAACUGAUGCCUGACUGAGUUAAUUGCACAGAAGUACCAUAAUUCGGGCAUCACAUGCAGAUUGGUACCAUGAUUGCUAAUUUUUGCGUGUCAGUACCAACAUUGGUUUAAGUUUUUUCAAAUUAGGCUAAAAUGCGUAUUUAUAUGUAUUGACGGUGUAUCUGACCGAUGGGGCCCACCCGUCAGGUGCCGACGUGGCAUGUUUUUUUGCAGAAAACCCCCUUAUGUUAUAUGUAAUCACAAAAAUGACCAAAUUUUUUGCGGGAAAAAGGCUGCAGGAGAGGAUUUUUUUUGUUCGCAAUUUCCACCAUCGAAUCUGGACUGGUUUGAAAUUUUCUGCCACUUGAACAAAUAAAUAAAAGGAAAGUAAAAUCAGGCGUUUUCUUUUUCUACCAAACUGUUUUGAUUUUGUUGAUUUCCUUCUGUUCUGGUGAAUUGUGCAGGAGGCUCAACUGAUGCCUGACUGAGUUAAUUGCACAGAAGUACCACAAUUCGGGCAUCACAUGCAGAUUGGUACCAUGAUUGCUAAUUUUUGCGUGUCAGUACGAACACUGGUCUAAGUUUUUGUAAAUUAGGCUAAAAUGCGUAUUUAUAUGUAUUGACGGUGUAUCUGACCGAUGCGGCCCGCCUGUCUGGUGCCGAUGUGGCAUGUUUUUUUGCAGAAAACCCCCUUAUGUUAUAUGUAAUCACAAAAAUGCCCAAAUUUUUUGCGGGAAAAAGGCUGCAGGAGAGGAUUUUCUUUU
Triticum dicoccoides is the source of this 2518-nucleotide messenger RNA. RefSeq lists its product as uncharacterized. Lineage: Eukaryota; Viridiplantae; Streptophyta; Magnoliopsida; Poales; Poaceae. Bases 141 to 1760 code for a protein of 539 amino acids. The record is from RefSeq and is a predicted model, not a curated record. Gene Ontology annotation, molecular function: protein binding. Gene Ontology annotation, biological process: positive regulation of protein catabolic process; protein ubiquitination. The transcript is spliced from 10 exons.